Amaranthus tricolor (Joseph's coat) is the source of this 723-nucleotide messenger RNA. RefSeq names its product secreted RxLR effector protein 161-like. The transcript is spliced from 2 exons. The record is from RefSeq and is a predicted model, not a curated record. The coding region runs from base 1 to 723 and encodes 240 amino acids. NCBI's taxonomy places the organism in Eukaryota, Viridiplantae, Streptophyta, Magnoliopsida, Caryophyllales, Amaranthaceae.
AUGUCUUAUCUCAAAAACAAAUUUGCAAAAGAAUUGUUAGAUUUCAGUGGCUUUGACAUCAGCACUAUCUCACCAACUCCAUUACCAAUAAAUCUGAAGUUAUAUAUUGAUCAUGGUGAUCCAGUUAAUGAUCCAUCACAUUAUAUAUCUUUGAUUGGUAAACUGAAUUUUUUGAUAAAUACGAGACCAGAUAUUAGUUAUGCAGUUCAAACUCUCAGCCAGUUUAUGCAAGAUCCUAAAGAACCACAUUUACAAGCUUUACAACAUGUUUUGCAGUACAUCUCAGGUACCAUAACAAAAGGUAUUCUCUUAAAUGUUUCUGAACAGCUUACAUUACAAGCCUUUUCUGAUGCUGACUGGGCAGCCAGUCCUAAUUCUAGGAAGUCUGUCACUGGCUAUCUGAUUCUCCUAGGGAAAUCUCCUAUAUUAUGGAAAAGCAAGAAACAAUCUAAUGUUUCUAGAUCAUCCUCUGACUCAGAAUACAGAGCAAUGGCAUCAGCAGCCAGUGAACUUACAUGGCUUGUGAGAUUAUUGGAAGAAUUAGGCAUUCAAGAUCUCAAGCCUGUCACACUUAACUGUGAUGUGACAAUCAAUUUGUUCACCAAAUCCAUUCCCUCACCACAUUUCAAGCAUCUUCUCUCCAAUCUAGGAUUAGUCACAACACCUAAUCCUAGUUUGACGGGGGUAUUGGGAAUACUGCUUCUGCUUCAUCAUGACCACUAG